UUGCAUUAACACCCAAGUGCCGCUCAAACUAGUUUCUCCUCUUGUUCGUUCUCCACGAAGGUACCGUGACUACACGGGGUCCGAUUAAUAUCAUCUUCUCGGGCGAAAGGCGGCAAAAGGACACAAAAUGCCGAAAGCGGUCAAUAUUAACGUCAACGCCUUGGACUCGGAGCUGGAGUUUGCAGUUUUGUCAAGCGCUUACGGCAAGGUUGUGUUUGAUCAGGUGGUGAAAACAGUCGGCUUACGCGAGCUCUGGUACUUUGGACUCCAGUAUAUCGACGCAAAAGACUUUUUAGCAUGGCUCAAAAUGGAAAAAAAGGUGGUACAACAGGAUGUGAGGAAGGAGAACCCGCUGCACUUUAAUUUUCGGGCCAAGUAUUUUCCCGAGGAGGUCAACGAGGAGCUGAUUCAGGAGAUCACGCAGAAGCUUUUCUUCCUGCAAGUCAAAGACAGCAUCCUGAGCGACCAGGUGUACUGCCCGCCCGAAACGGCCGUGCUGCUGGCGUCCUACUCGGUUCAAGCCAAGUAUGGCGACUACGACAAGGACUCGCACCCGCCGGGAUAUCUCCUUUCCGAACGGCUGCUGCCCCGCAGAGUUUUGGAUCAGCACAAGUUAUCGCAAGAGCAGUGGGAGGAGCGCAUUCAGGUGUGGCACGAGGAGCACCGCGGGAUGCUGAAGGAGGACGCCAUGUUGGAGUAUCUGAAGAUCGCGCAGGACCUGGAGAUGUAUGGCGUCAACUACUUUGACAUCAAGAAUAAGAAGGGAACGCUGCUGUGGCUCGGAGUGGAUGCUUUGGGACUGAACAUUUAUGAGAAGGAUGACAAACUGACGCCAAAAAUCGGCUUCCCCUGGAGCGAAAUAAAAAAUGUUUCCUUCAAUGACAAAAAGUUCACCAUCAAGCCCAUCGACAAAAGAUCACCGGACUUUGUGUUCUAUUCCCCGAGGCUACGCGUCAACAAGUCCAUCCUGCAGCUGUGCAUGGGCAACCACGAGCUCUACAUGAACCGACGCAAACCGGACUCCAUCGAGGUGCAGCAGAUGAAGACGCAGGCCAGAGAGGAGAAAGUGCAGAGACUUAAGGAGAAAGCUCAGCUGGAGAAAGAGAAGAAGAGGAGGGAGGCCGUGGAGAAGGAGAAGGAGCAGAUGGAGCGGGAGAAGAAGGACAUUACAAUGAGGCUCUACCAGUUUGAGGAGAAGAUCAGGAAGGCAGAGCACGAUUUGCAGGAGCAGACACAGAGGGCCGUGAUGCUGGAUCGGGAACGUUUAAAAGCAGAGGAAGAGGCUACCCGACUGGAGGCGGAGCGUCAGGCUGCCCUGCUGGCUAAAGAAGCGCUGGCUCGCCAGUCGGAGACCCAGAAGAUUAGUCAGGAACAGCUGGCUGCGGAGCUGAAGGAGCACACGGCCAGAAUCACUCUGCUGGAGGAGGCCAGGAAACGCAAGGAGAAUGAGGUGGACACGUGGCAGCUCAGGGCCAAAGAGGCCCAGGACGAUCUGAUCAAGACCAAGCAGGAGCUGAACAUGGCGAGGAUGGCUCCCCCGCCUGCGCUGCCCAUGCCGAUGAUGACGCCCAUGCCGAUGCUGACGCCGAUGCAGAUGCAGAUGCUCACGCCGCUGCCGGCGCAGACGGCAAUACAGACGCCGAUGCACGCGCCGACGCAGACGCCGUUGCAGGCGCAGCUACAGACGCCGAAGCAGGCGCAGCUCCAGACGCCGAAGCAGGCGCCGAUGCAGACGCCGAGGCAAACGGUGAUGGAAAUGCCGCUGCCACCGCCUCCCCCUCUGGCUAUGUACAACUUCGACGACAACAGCGAGGAUGACGAGAGCAGCAGCAUGUACAGUGCCGACCUGCACAACGAGGCCAUCCACAACAACAAUUACCACAAGGAGGAGGAUCGCCAGACGGAGGCCCAGAAGAACCAACGCGUGCAGAAGCAGCUCAGGGAUCUGACCGCCGAGCUGGCCCAGGCGCGCGACGAGUCCAAGAACACCCAGAACGACCUCCUCCAUUCGGCGAACGUGCGGGAAGGACGAGACAAAUACAAAACCCUGCGGCAGAUCAGGCAAGGCAACACCAAGCAGAGGAUUGACGAGUUCGAGGCCUUGUAAGGAAGGAGCCCGCGCCACUUGAGGCACCCUUUCUGAAUGGUCACUCGGCCUUUGCGCUCGCAUGUAGCCACUGCGGAGCAUCGUACAGUCGGCGCACCAGAAAAGUCGCGCCCAAAUAGUUUCUGAUCAGAUUUGUGCAAUCGAACCAACGCAAGCAAGUCCUUUUGAAAUGCCGUUAUUAACCGAGAACGAAAAUGACUCGCAGUGACCACUCAGAAAGGGCUGACAAUUGUUUAUGCAUCGUCUUUGAACACUAGAUGGCUCUAUGCUCAUUUAAAUUCAUACCUGGUUUAAUAUUUAUAAAGUAUACGGGACAUUUAAAAAAAAAAAGGGUGUUUCAUCUUUGGUUUGUAUAUUUUUGCUAACGAUGAAAUUUAAACAUUUAUAUAUUGACCAAAAUAAUGUCAGUGUCUUACGUUCUCUGCUUAUAGUUUCAGAUCAAUAGACAAAAAAAGAAAAAAAAAUUGUAAAUUAUUGCGCUUUAGUUGACAUACGGCGGCAUGCCACGGGAUCACGUGUGGCUUCUUGUUCACUUUGCCGUUCGGCUGAAAUGAGGAUGAGCCAUCGCUUUGUCUUCAGCUCAGCGCCGACGCUUAAAACUGGAGCACUUGUGCCUUUCUGAGAUGAUGCUCGCGCACGGUGAAGCAUCGAGACUUCUCUUUUAGCAGGAAGAAAACAAAACAAAACACGUGUGUAACAUUUGGAACGCACAAUGCCGUUUUUUGAGUGCGUGAGACCUCCUUGACGUUGAGGUGAGCGUUGUGAAGUAUUUUCACGAAGCAGUUCGGCCACUUUGGUUUCACCUUGAUAGUCGGCAACAACUGUAACGGAAACAUCUUUACAUUUGAGACAUAUUGCCAAUAAAAAGAAUAAAUAAAUAUGA
Molecule: messenger RNA, 2990 nt
Organism: Hippocampus comes (tiger tail seahorse)
Lineage: Eukaryota; Metazoa; Chordata; Actinopteri; Syngnathiformes; Syngnathidae
Gene: ezrb
Product: ezrin b
Exons: 13
Coding region: 128-2107 (659 amino acids)
Cellular component (GO): cytoskeleton
Molecular function (GO): actin binding
Source: RefSeq, a predicted model, not a curated record